This is a messenger RNA of Marchantia polymorpha subsp. ruderalis, 2771 nucleotides long. The record is from the annotation of a GenBank genome assembly. NCBI's taxonomy places the organism in Eukaryota, Viridiplantae, Streptophyta, Marchantiopsida, Marchantiales, Marchantiaceae.
AAGGUCAAUCUAGCUCCAGGACUAUGAUUGAUUUCGAGCUGUGCACCAAGUGUCAUUGACCGGUCUCCAUUCGUCUUUCCCCCGUCGACUUAGUCAGUCCUGCCCGCGGCCCCGAACCGACCCGCCCAGCUCAUCCCUCCCCUCUCCAUCACUUCACUCUUCACUCUUCAGUGCAGUCGUUGCUCUUCGCUACCUUUCCUUCCUUUGGUUGUUUGUUUGUAGCAGAGGGCCCGGCUGUCUGUGACGGGGCAUUCGCCAGUGAAGGAAGGAAGGAAGCUCCGGGAGGGAGGGAGAGAGAGAGAGAGAGAGAGAGAGAGAAAAGCGAGCAGCCGCCGCUUCGAGCUUCCAAUCCAGUCGAGCAAUCCAAUCCUCCAUCGGGCGACGUCGUCGUACUGUCCUCCUCCUGCCACGAACGAGUCUCAACUCGUCGGCUCGAGCGACGAACGACGACUUCUGCUGCCUCUGCUGCUCCCACUUGCUGAUCCUGCCGCUGCCAGUGCCUUUUUUUCCUGCAGGCUUAGUUUGAUUCGGCUCGGUUUCGUGGGCAGCCGGGCUGCAGACAAGACAAGAGUGGAGAACAGGAAGAGGAAGAAGGAGCAACUUCUAGCACGAAAGUAGUUCCGGUUGAAAUUUAUCUGAGCGGGAGGGGUGAAGGGGACGGGAGGAGGUGGUGUGGAGGGAAAGAGCAUGGCGUGGAUCGAGAUCUGGCAAUGUUAGGCCCUCUGUUGCGCGAGGGGAGAGUGACUGGUCUGGAGAGCUAAGAGGAAUGUCGAGGAAUCGUUGAAGAUCGAGGCGUAGGACGAAGUGGGGAGUGGAAGGGAAGGGAAAAUAAGGGAACGAGGAGAAGAAUGGAGGAGAGAUUGGGUAGCGUUUGAAGAGGAGGAUUAACGUCGAAGGGUGGUGCGGGCAAUUGGAGCCGUGGAGCGAAGAUGAGUUUAGGGUUGAGGAUCACCCGGAGCUUGCAGGUGGAGGUAGUGGUCUUGCUCUGUGUGGCGCUGGGUGUGAUCAGGAGCUUGGCGCAAACGACUGAUACGACAGUGGAUAAUGGGGAUAUUAGUUGUUUGCAAAGUCUGCAGGACGCGUUCAAAGGGGAGGGCGUUGGAUUCCUGUUAACGAAUUGGACGGGUGACGGUUUUCCGUGUAAAAGCAACGUGACCUACGCCGGACUGUUUUGCAGUAAUGAGCAUGUUAGGGAUAUCGACUUGAGGAGUAUGAAACUGGAGGGAGAAAUAUCACCCGACAUUUCAAAAUGCAGCGCGUUGUCGAAUCUAGAUCUUUCAGACAAUCAAUUGACGGGAGUUAUACCCAUCCAAAUUGGCCAACUCGAGCAACUGUCCAAACUGAAUCUUUCCUUCAACAAUCUGUAUGGAGAAAUUCCCGAUUUCAGCAAGGCGCUGUUCACCAACGUGAUCGACUUGCAUAAUAAUGACCUCAGUGGUUCAAUACCUACAAAUCUCGGAUACCUGUUAAGGUUAACCACUUUUGACGUCUCGUACAAUGAUCUGUCUGGACCAAUUCCGCCGCUCCUGGCGAACACUACGACCGGAGGAGUGCGGUUCAACGCGAGCUCCUUCGAAGGAAACAGUGGCCUCUUCGGGUAUCCUCUCCAACAACAGAUGAAUCACGGGCUCUCGGUGCUCGCCAUCGUUGGAAUAGGACUGGGUAGCGGUAUGCUAAGCCUGAUCGUGAGUUUUACGGCUGUAUGCAUCUGGCUGAGAGUGACCGAACAACGAGGUGCUGCCGAAGAAGGAAAGAUAUCACAGUUGAUGCCUGAAUCCUGAUCGAGGAAUGUUGGCCUUCCUAGUCGGCUCUCUCGGGGUGUGGCUGCUAUCUAUCAAAGUUUUGCCAAAUCAUCCAGUUUUUUUGCUCUGGAAUAUCCCGCUACAGCACAUCGUUGAGGCAUUACAACGGACUGACCAACCCCUUCUCUUCUUUGCUUUCAAGGGGAAUCCUGAUUCUUUGUCCUAGGGCAGGCAGUUUAGCUUGGCACACAUGGUACGGACACAACUUUCUUUGUGUUCGUUUAGUCUUGACGAUGGUAGUAUAAGUAGCCCUGCAAUCGUGUUGUGAGUUUGUAAUAUAAUUCUUUAUGUCACAUCCAGUAAAGUUUGAUCUUUCAGCCUGAACUCUAAACCGCAGAUUAUUCACUUCUCGUACUUCUUUAAAGAACCAGACCUAUUUGCUGGAUUCUCCAUUCUUUAUAUCAGACCUGCGAGGUGAUUCUUAGAACAUAAAUCCAGUGAGCUCAUACUUUUUUUACUAGUAUGGCCCCUGACAUUUGCAUAGGAGUAGUGUAAAGCCUGUAUUAUUUACAGAGCAUCCCAGUCGCUCGACCCAAGAAUUUGUCUGGAACAUCGAGUUGACGAGGGUGACGAUUGUAGCAGGAGGAGGACCACAUAACUGGAGUAGCUUUAGAAGCAGCUACUCGUAUACAGAUGUUGUUCAGCUGCUCUUCCUCCAAUUAUGGCUCGAUCCCAAAUUUGUGCAUCCACAAUAGACCAAGAUUCUGGAUGUCCCGGCUGGCCUGUUGACUUCCACGAUAGCACUCAAAUAUCCAAGGACGGUCUAGUUGGAUUGUCCUCAACUUUGCAAAAGUUCUGUACUCAAUUCGUAAAUAAUGCCCUUAGGCCUUUAAUAUAAGCUGCUGGAAGGAUGGAUGACCUACUAUCAUGUGCAUGAAUUGUUACUGAGUGCAAAAUGCCUUGAAAGUUUUGUCCUCUAUGUCUGCCUGAUUCGAAUGUUCAGUCUUGGCGUUCUGAGUUAUACCAAAC